UCCCCUGAGCGGGAAGUGUGCCGGGCGGGGAGGGUGCUCUUCCCCUUUGUGUGAGGCUGUUGGUGUGGAAACGGCCCCAGAGAGGCCCAGCGGCACAUCCCCUUCUCCCGCGGGCUGCAGGCUCCGUCCCUCAGCACCGACUCCAGGACGUCCCGGGACAGGGCUGGGCCAUGGCGCCCGGGCCCUCCACCCUCCUGGGCCUGGCGCUCUGUCUGGCCCAGAUGGCCUGCACCCAGCAGGGGACCCUGCCCAGACCCUCCAUCUCAGCUGAGCCGGGCUCCGUGGUGCCCUGGGGGCGGCCGGUGAGCAUCGUGUGCCGGGGCCCUGCCGGGGUUAGGAGCUUCCGCCUGGAGAAGGACAAUAGAUACAACUACAUGGAUGUGGCUGUCACGUCUGGAGGUGAACAGAAGACGGAGGCCAGACUCCACAUCACUGCCCUGCAUAAAGACAACGUCGGGCGUUAUUGCUGCAUCUAUGAAACAGAGUCCGGCUGGUCUGAGCGCAGCGAGACCCUGAGCCUGGAGGGGACCGAGGAGGCCGUCUCUGCCCUGCCCACAGGACCCCCUGGAGGCGGCAGCUCCUCCACCGCUCAGUGCUGCUCCUCCGCUGCUCCCACAGGCCUGUCGACGGAGCAGGUUUAUAUUCUCAUCGGGGUCUCUGUGGCCUUUCUCCUUUGUCUCUUCCUCCUGGUCCUUCUCCUCCUCCAUCGUCAGCACCGGAGAAAACGAGGGUGGCCCAGAAGCAAAGACGAGGAGCAGAGACACCAGGGGAGGCUCAGCCCAGCUGUGGAUGUCCUAGAUGGGACCCCAGAUGUGGCCAGUGUUGACAGAUUUCCUGACAUGGAUGGACAGGUGGGCGCCUCGACCCCUGCUGCAGGAGGCCCCCAAGAGGUGACCUACGCCCAGCUGAACCACAAGCCCCUCACCCAGAGGGCAGCCAGAGCUGUGUCCCCGCCAUCCACAGAGCCCCUGGCCGAGUCCAGCACGUAUGCAACCAUUGCCAGACAUUGACCCCGUGCCCACCUGGCCUCUGCCCUAAAUAUGCAGGAAGUCACACUUGCAAAAGCCUGAAGUGGACAUUGGGAUGGUUUCCCUGUGGAAUGAUUCCUUUCUGGAAAGACAUCCAGUCAAUCCUCCUGCAGGCAAGAGCUGGAGUCCUGAGACCCCACAUUACCUCCUAGGAGAUUUAUUAACCAUGUGGCCCCUCCCACAAGCAACUAGCUCCUUGGAGAGAAGAUGUAGCACUUAUUUCAAGAGACCCAGCUAUGGUGUUUGUUGGCUGUUUCCAGAGACCCAGCUAUAGUUCUUGGCUGUUUCCAGAGACCCAGGUAUGGUGCUUGGCUGUUUCCAGAGACCCAGGUAUGGUGCUUGGCUGUUUCCAGAGACCCAGCUAUGUCCCUACAGUUGCCCAGUGGACUUCAGACAUGUCCUGUGAAUCUUCCACUGGCCCUGGAGAUCGGUUUUGUGUUCUCAGCUGACUCUACAAACCUUCCUAGAGUUCGGGUCGGGAUCCUGAAUCUGGGCUGCACUCACGCGGCUGGUAGCUGAUGCCCAGGUUUCUGGCUCACACUUCACCUUGUUCAUCAGUCAAUGUUCUCACAGGUCCAAGUGCGUCAGCCCUUCAUGCAGCGCUGGGUACACAGGUUCUAGGUCCUAGUCUCUGCCUUCACAGUCCCCCAAAACUCAGUGAGGGAAACAAGACAAAAACAAGACAAUCAGUGUUUUCUGACCCAAGAGUGUGUCUGAGGGGACUUGUGUCUGGGUGAAGGCACAGAGCUGCCCUACCGGUAUACAGCUCCCAUCCCUUCACAAGCACACAGCCAUGCAUACACAAAUGCACUCCUCUGUACCCAAACACACUUGCACAGUAUAAAGGGUGUACAUGCAUACAUACCCCCUGAAUGCACGUAUACACACACAGACAUAUAUGCACACACUGUACACACGCAUACACUCAUGCAGACACCCACACGUGUGGACACGAUGGGCUGGCCGAGGGAGCUGGUGAGGCCGUGACUGCACAGGGAGGGCCCCUCAGGCUUUAGGUCCACCCCGAGGAACAGGCAGGCCACCUUCUCCCACCCCCCGCCCCCCGCCAGUUCAUCCCCACUGGACGCCAUGCAUUCCCCAAACACGAGAGGGCCCAGCAGCUGUAGGACACUGUCCUUGACCUGACCUUCACCCCUCACCAGGCUAAUGCCCAUCAGAUUUGGGACUGGAGGCCAUUCAUCCCAACAAGCAUAUAAGUGUUGCUGUAACAAAUUACCACUCACAUAGCAACACCAAACAAUGCAGCGUAUUACCCUACAGUUCAGGACGUCAGAAGUCUGGGAUCAGUUACAAGAGGCUGAAAUCUGGGGUGGGCAGGGCUGUGUUCCUUCUGGAGUCUCCAGGGGAGGCUCCAUUCCGUUACCUUUUGCAGCAUCUGGGGGCCGUCUGCACUCCUUGGCUCAUGGCCCCUUCCUCCAUCUUCGGCUCCUCCCUCUGACUAGGACUCCUGCUUCUGUGGUCACGUCUCACCUCCUCACUCUCUGACCCUCCUGCUUCUCUCUUGUAAGAACCCUGGUGAUUACAUUGGGUCCACCUAGAAUAUCCAAGGUCAUCUCCCCUGCAAUAACCUUAAGACUGAGCCUUAACUCGGUCACACCUGUAACGACCCCUUUUGCACCUAAGGUAACACAGAAGCUAAGGUAACACAGCAGCUGGUUCCUGUCUACCGGAGUGGGUGUCCAUCCGCAGCACCACCUCCGUUCGUGGGCUCCUCUGGGCUUGAAUGCCUCACUCUGAAUUCUACGCAUCUCCUUGCAGGGAUGUUUCCUUCUGUUUCCACUAGCUUGUGAAAGAAGGAAUUCCUGAGAGUCUAUUUCCUGUGUCCCUAGAAGCUCCAUGUAAGAGGAGGUCGGGUAGGAAGCAGGGGAGACUAGAAGCACGCCCACCAUGUGACCCGCAGGUGCCCAUAGGGCCAGGUGGGCCCGUGUGGCAGGACUGUGGCUGCCCAGCACCGUGUCCUCCCUUCCUGGGCUCCCAGCGAGACGAUCUCCCAGCCUCCUUGCGGUUAUGUGUGUCCUGGGAUGGCGUUCACAGUGAGCCUGUGCACGGAGCUGCUUCCAGGCCUGGCCCCGAGCCCUCCCUCCCGAGAUGCUCACUGUUGGUCCUUCUGCUGGUGGACGCGGAUGCCCUGGGCGGCCUUGGCGGCACACACCGAGUGUGGUGCCUGGCUGCCUGGACGCCGUGGAGUACAGCUCCCCGUACCUCUUGUAUUAGGCCUGUUCCGGGUUCCUGUAAAGUUGCUGCUUUAACAGGUGUGAUACAGGCAUAUUCUGGUGUGAACAUUAAUAAAGGGAAACCUUUAAAACGGA
This is a messenger RNA of Cervus elaphus (red deer), 3358 nucleotides long. It is a transcript of the gene LAIR1, whose product is annotated as leukocyte associated immunoglobulin like receptor 1. The record is from RefSeq and is a predicted model, not a curated record. The transcript has 9 exons. The coding region runs from base 171 to 1010 and encodes 279 amino acids. NCBI's taxonomy places the organism in Eukaryota, Metazoa, Chordata, Mammalia, Artiodactyla, Cervidae.